AUGUGUUCCGUUUUAGUUACUGGUGCAAAUAGAGGAAUUGGACUAGGAUUGGUGAAACAUUUAUUAUCAAAUCAAGCGUUUAAUGUGGAGAACGUAUUUGCGACUUGCAGAGAUAUGGGAAAAGCCAAGGAAUUAAUGGAAUUAAAAAAGAAUCCACAACUUCAUAUUCUGGAAGCGGAUCUAAUUGAUCAUGGAUCAUUCUUUAAUUUGGCUUCACAAGUUUCAAAUAUUGUCAAAGAUAAAGGUCUUAACGUACUAAUUAACAAUGCUGGGAUAUCAUCAAAAUUUACUAGGAUUGGCUUAGUAAAAUCUGAAGAUUUAUUAAACCAUUUCAAAAUAAAUACCAUUGGUCCUAUAAUGUUAACACAAGCAUUAUUACCAUUAUUAAAAAUGGCUUCAGAAAAAGAUAAAUCUGCUACUGGAGUAUAUAAAGCUGUAAUUGUUAAUAUGAGUUCAAUUUUGGGUUCCAUCACUAAAAAUGAUCAAGGUGGUUUUUAUCCAUAUAGAACAAGCAAGAUUAAAUUCAUGCAAACAUUUGGAUAUUUGGUGCAAGAUGGUCCCCAAGCAUUAACUGCCAAAGAUGAAUUGGUUACUGCUUUGAAAUUAGUACAAAAGUUUGGUGGAUUAGAACAAACAGGAAUAAUUGAUAAUAAUACUUUAAAGUUAGUGAAGUCAAAACGUUGUGGUGUACCUGACAUAUCCCUAAAACAAAAGAAUACAAAAAAUAAAAGAUUUGUAAUACCUUCAAAUGGUUGGAACAAACGAGUUAUUACUUAUUUCAUAUCUAAUUUUACCCCAAAAUUAUCACGUGAUGGUAUCACGAAUGAAAUUCAAAGAGCAUUUACUAAGUGGAGUCGGUAUAGUCGAAUCACAUUUUCAGAAGUAUAUAAUGCUAAUGCAGAUAUCUUGAUUUCAUUUGGAGUUUCCAAUCAUGGAGAUCAGUUUCCAUUUGAUGGUCCUGGUAAUGUCCUUGCACAUGCAUUUUAUCCAAUGGAACUAGGAUUUUUAGGCGGAGAUAUACAUUUUGACGAUAGUGAAGACUGGACAUUAGACAACUCUUACAAUGGUGUUGAUUUCUAUUCUGUGGCUAUUCAUGAAAUGGGCCACAGUUUAGGAUUGGGACAUUCGUCAGAACCUAAUUCCAUUAUGAAUCCCUAUUACACAGGUCCACAACCUCAAGAUAUUGGAUAUGACGAUAUAUUGGGAAUGCAUUCAUUGUAUAUUUCUAGAACUUUGCCCGAAGAUCAUGUGAAUUUUUUACCAAGUACUAUUCAACCACAGUCGAGUCCUAGGGUACCUAACAAACCACAUGUACAUUGGUCUUCAUUUAGCCAUGAAACAUGUACAGAUGAUGACAUAGUAACACUAGAGUCAGUGACUACUUAUAAGCCUGAAGUUUCAACUCGUAAAAAUAAUAAUAUAGAUGAAUGCAAAGGUAAUUUUGAUGCUAUUUCAUGCUUCCGUGGAGAAAUUUUCGUGUUUAAAAACAGCAUAUUAUGGAGAUUAAACAGCCCUGGAUCCAUACAACCACGUUAUCCGGUACAAUUAUUAAGGUUCUUUCAAGUAUUAGCAGAGUCCAACCAAGCUAUUGUCAAAAUUGAUGCAGCAUACGAAAGGCCGGACUCUAAUAUUGUUUUGUUUCAUGGUAAUAGUUAUUAUGUAUUCAAUGGAAAUCAUUUGAUAGAAAAUAGUCCAAGACCUAUUAUGGAUUAUGGAUUUCCACAUUUUGUUGAUAGAGUUGAUGCAGUUAUGAUGUAUGGAGUACCACCAAUAACUUAUCUUUUUAGUGGGGAAUACUUUUGGGUGUAUGAUGAUCAACAUAAAUUGUUACUACAAAGGCAUAGAUCAAUUAAAGAACAUUUCAGAGGUGUAAGAACUCCAAUAGACGAUGUUUUCACGUGGAAAUCUGGAGAUACAUAUUUCUUUAAUGGAAAUCAGUUUUGGAAGUUUGAUCAUAAUCACAAUAAAACGGAAGAUGGAUAUCCAAAAAAUGCUGCAGAAUUUUUACUUGGAUGUAAUUCUUAAUGUAUAGUUUUAUUAUUAACAUUAUAAAUUUGUAAAUUAUUAAUAAGCAAAUAUAAAUAAAUUGUAUAGAUUUACUUAAAGGACAAGUGUUUAAAAAAUAAGAUAACUACCAAUGUAUAUACUUUAAUUUAAUAAUUAUUUACAAUAUAUAUUUAUAUUAUGAGGUAGGUACAUGCACAUAUUAUACGUAAAUAAUUAAACUAGCUAGUAAUAUAUUAUAUUAUAUUAUUAUGUAUAUUGGUUGGAACUUUGUAUAGGCCAUGUAAAAUUUGAUCCAGCCUAGUAAUAUAUGACUGAAAAUAUUUGAAUACCCCAAACUCUGAACAAUGAAUAUAAAGAUUAUGCCGUCAACUUUUUUAUGGCCGGUUAAAAUCCUAAAACUUGGUUUGCUAAUACCUUGCCUAUCCAGCGCUGGCACUAACAUUUAUUGUGAUAUGUAAUUAAAAUUACCAAAAAAUGCUUUAAAAUUUUAAGAGUAAAAACAUUAUAUUUAUGAAAACAAACAUUGGUAUUAUAAUAAUUAAAAAUGCUGAAAUUUCUAUAUGGCUGUUUUAUAAAAUAUAAAGAAAUAUGC
This is a messenger RNA of Metopolophium dirhodum (rose-grain aphid), 2599 nucleotides long. RefSeq names its product matrix metalloproteinase-20-like. Bases 1 to 2025 code for a protein of 674 amino acids. The transcript is spliced from 14 exons. Gene Ontology annotation, cellular component: extracellular matrix. Gene Ontology annotation, biological process: extracellular matrix organization; proteolysis; collagen catabolic process. The record is from RefSeq and is a predicted model, not a curated record. Gene Ontology annotation, molecular function: zinc ion binding; metalloendopeptidase activity. NCBI's taxonomy places the organism in Eukaryota, Metazoa, Arthropoda, Insecta, Hemiptera, Aphididae.